Messenger RNA from Olea europaea var. sylvestris, 741 nucleotides. RefSeq names its product non-specific lipid-transfer protein-like 1. NCBI's taxonomy places the organism in Eukaryota, Viridiplantae, Streptophyta, Magnoliopsida, Lamiales, Oleaceae. Gene Ontology annotation, cellular component: cytosol. The coding region runs from base 98 to 472 and encodes 124 amino acids. The record is from RefSeq and is a predicted model, not a curated record. The transcript is spliced from 4 exons.
GCGUGCCAUUCAGUAGUAUAUAAGUCUUCCUGAACCCCCCAAAUCCCUCAACUCUCUGGGAGUAUAUUUUGGCGAACAAUCACCAAGAAAAUAAGGCAUGGCAAAUUCCACCCAGUUGAAAUCCGAAGCCCUCAUGGAGCAAAUGAAACUCCAUAUGUCAACCGAUGAAGGAAAAAAGCUUGUUAAAAAAAUUGGCUUGGUUUAUCAGAUUAACAUAGCCCCCAAGAAAGUUGGGUUUAAUGAGAAGUCUUUUGUGGUUGAUCUGAAGAAAGGGGCAGUUAAGGAAGGGCCGUACGAGGAUGGGAAGCCUGAUGCCACAUUUUCAUUUACUGACGAUGAUUUUGUUAAGGUUGCAUCUGGGAAGAUGAAUCCUCAAAUUGCUUUCAUGAGGGGUGCAAUGAAGAUAAAAGGUAGCAUAAGUGCGGCUCAAAAAUUUUCACCAGAUAUUUUCCCCAAACCCUCGAAGAUGUGAGCAGUCAGGUCAUAAUGUACUAGAUUACGAGUCAAGGAUAUUUUUUAUUUAUUUCAUUAAAGUUGUGUUUUUAGCCAAAAUUUCACCCAUGGUUUAUGAAGAUAGCAAUGAUAUUAAGUCAGCACGUGUAUCUUAAAGAUGAAAUGGAUGUUUUAUUCUGUGUCAUGGCACUUGACUGAAGGCAUGCUCUUCAUAAGGAUUUCAAGACACAAAUCUUCAUGUUGUACUUAGCCCAUUGAAAUAAAUAAUCUCAUUGAUUUACGUGUUUC